Molecule: messenger RNA, 1119 nt
Organism: Hansenula ciferrii
Lineage: Eukaryota; Fungi; Ascomycota; Saccharomycetes; Phaffomycetales; Wickerhamomycetaceae
Gene: RAD57
Product: putative DNA-dependent ATPase RAD57
Exons: 1
Coding region: 1-1119 (372 amino acids)
Biological process (GO): mitotic recombination; DNA repair; DNA recombinase assembly
Molecular function (GO): single-stranded DNA binding; ATP-dependent DNA damage sensor activity; ATP binding
Source: RefSeq, a predicted model, not a curated record
AUGGACUUGUAUCAACAAUUCCCUCAAUCUUCAUUAAAUUUUGAUCCAGAAUUUGAAAAGCUAUUGGAAAUCUUCACAACAAGAUCAAUAUCAACUAUUGAUAUCUUGACAACUUCACCAAUUGAAUUAUCAAAUCAAUUAAAUAUAUCAUUAUCCCAAAUUCAAAAAUUCAUAUCAAUUUUAAAAAUCCAAACAAAUAAACAACUUGGUGAUGAUUUAAUUAAAGGUGAUGAUAUUAAUCAGGAAGUUUUCACUACUGGUGACCUUGAAUUUGAUAAAAUUUUAAAUGGUGGGUUAAGGACAGGUAUGAUUACUGAAAUAUUUGGUGAAAGUUCAACAGCAAAAUCACAAUUUUCAAUGCAAUUAACCAAAACAAUAAACCUGAGUCCUGAUCAAGGUGGUUUGGGAGGUAAUUCAGUUUAUAUAUCAACUGAAGGAAAUUUAGAAACUAAAAGAUUGAUUGAAAUUAAUCCUGGGAUUGAAAAUGUUUAUUAUAUAAAUUGUUCUGAUUUUGAAACUCAAGAACAUAUAUUAAAAGUUCAAUUACCUCUUUUAUUAAAAGAUCCUGAGAAGAAUAUAAGAUUAGUUAUAAUUGAUUCUAUUUCUCAUCAUCUUCGAGUUGAAUUAUUAAAUUCCAAUUAUGAAAAUUUUAAUAAAAAUCAAAUUAUUUUACAAAAUUUAGGAAUUUAUUUAAACAAGUUAUGUACAGAUUUUAAUAUUUCAAUGAUUUUAACAAAUCAAAUUAGUGAUAAACCAGAUUCAAAUAUUUUAAACACAAAUUUUAAAAAAAUUUCAAUGGAUUAUCAAAUUGGUUGGUUAUCAGGUUGGUCUUCUCAAGAUAUUAGAAAUAGACAAGAUAAUGAAUUUCAAUUAAAUUCCAAAAUACCAACAUUAGGUCUAAAUUGGAGUAAUUUAAUUAAUGUUCGUAUAUUAUUGAAAAAAAAUUAUAAACCUGGUUGGGAAAACCCACAACAACAAGAACAAUUAGAACAAGAACAAGAACAUGGGAAUUGGAUUUUAAAAAGAUAUUUUAAAUUAGUUUAUUCUUCAAUUAGUUUCAAUAAUGAUGAAGUUGAAUUUAAAGUUUUUAAAAAUGGGUUGUUUUCUGUGAAGAAUUGA